AUGCAUGUCGACUCGUUGCUAGCCCCUACUGCUGCCAGAGCAGUGAAAUCGCUUCAUUCAGAGGAAUUAGUGGAAAAGAAAGAGGAAAGCGAAAAGGAAGGUUUUCUACCAGCGGAUCCUUUUGAGGAAAUCGUUACAAGGCCUCCUCCACGGUCCGAGUCGGAGGGGAAAUCUUCUGUACCAAGGAAGCAUUUUCGUAGUCUGAACGAGUACUAUAGGUAUCGUCAACGGGAAUAUGAACAACAGCGAUAUCAUGCUCAGAAUGGAUUGCUCUAUAGGGUCUAUCCAGAUCAGCAUCCGAAAGACUCCUAUUACUGUCCUGACAUGCGAGGAAUGUUCUACUAUACUUGCCAGCCAAGUAAACCAUUACGUCUAGACCUUGUAGAAUUUUGUAAGGAUUAUUCAGCGUUCUGCGAUGUGCCAAACUUCCACCGCCUUCCUGGACCUCGUAUGGGACCACCAAUUGGCGAUACUGGAAUUGGACACGUUGGCGUAAGCGGUAAGUUCGGUUUCGGCGUUGGAGCCGUGCCAGGAUUGGAUGUCGGAGUCGGAUGGGGCGUGGAUGUCGGACCGAUACCGGGCAUGGGUGAAAGUGUUGGAGUUGGUCUUGGUCUCGAUCUCGGAAUCAUGGGAUCAAAAUCACCUGAAGCCUAUCGUAGAGGACAGGACAAUCCAUAUGAGAAGGUAAAUCACGAGAUUUUCAUCAAACUAUAUAAAAAUGUGAUUGGCUUAUAA
Haemonchus placei is the source of this 735-nucleotide messenger RNA. The record is from the annotation of a GenBank genome assembly. Lineage: Eukaryota; Metazoa; Nematoda; Chromadorea; Rhabditida; Trichostrongylidae.